CCUUCUAGUACAGCAUUGGUGUGUAUUAUUUUUCGUGACCCCCUCACGUUUUCUUCUUCAUUUUAAAAAGUUGUUUCUAAUCCUGUCUCGUGUCUUUCAUUUCUGGUGUCAAGCAUACGGUGACAGCGCUUGCAUGAUGCUAGAUUCUUGAAAGUGAAAAUUUAUAAAACCAGAAAUUAAAAAUGGGAUCUAAAGUUGCGGAAUUUUACAAUGGAAAAAACAUAUUUAUAACUGGAGCUACCGGCUUCUUGGGUAGCUGUUUGAUAGAAAAAUUACUGCGCUCUACGGAUGUUAAUAAUAUUUACCUCCUUAUAAGACCGAAAAAAGGUAAACAAAUAAAUGAACGUCUUGAAGAACUCACCAAAAACUCGGUCUAUGACCGACUUCGUGAGGAAAAAAAGACAGAUUUAUUUAAAAAGCUGAUCGUGGUUGCUGGCGAUGUUGGUGAGGAAAACUUGGGACUUUCUACCGAGGACAGGUUCACUCUGGUAGAAGAGGUCCAGGUUAUUUUCCACUCGGCUGCUACUUUGGACUUUGAGGCGAGUCUAAAGUCUGCGGUUGAUAUAAACCUUCUGGGGACUCGCCGGGUCGUGGAGCUAAGUCAAGAAAUUAGAAAUCUCAAGGCAUUGGUACACGUCUCAAGUGCAUUUGUAAACUCUUUUCUCCUGGAAACAAAAGAGCAAGUCUACCCAGCACCAGCAGACGUAAACGAAGUCUUGAAAAUCGUCCAGGAACUUGAUGAGGAAGCUCUAGCUCAAACAGCACCAAAGCUUCUAAAAAAUCAUCCAAAUGCCUAUACAUUUACAAAACAUCUCGCAGAACACGAAGUUGUCAAUGGAAAGCUGCCAGCAGCAAUUGUUAGACCUUCGAUGAUCGUAGGAGCUUGGAAAGAGCCGAUACCUGGAUGGACGACUUCCAAAAACGGACCACAAGGUUUUUUGAUGGGAGCUAGCCGAGGAGUUGUAAGACGUUUACCAGUCGCUAAAGAUCUGAUCUACGACUACAUUCCCGUCGACAUUGUAGUAAACUCUCUUAUAGUCGCUGGUUAUGUUGUGGGCUCCAAUGCCGACAAAGUGAUCAAAGUGUACCACUGUACAUCUAGUACCUGCAAUCCCUUCAAGUGGGAGUCAAUUGAAACGAAAAUUAAUGGAUAUUUACACAAGUAUCCAUUGAAGGGUGCUGUUUGGUAUCCACACCUGAAGCUUCUGCCUUCGUUAUGGUUCUACCGACUCUCUGCCAUUUUUGUUCACUUCAUUCCAGCUUAUAUUUUAGACACUGUCACUCGUAUAAGUGGCGGUAGACCCAUUCUGGUUCGUUUACACACGAACGUCAACAAUUCAUUGGAUCGUCUGGAGAGAUUCAUUUUUACUGAGUGGAAGUAUCAUAAUCCAAAAUUGCUUGCAUUACAAGAAUCUUUGAGCGCUGAGGAUAAAGAAAUUUUUGGAAUCGAUGUCAGGCCGCUCGACUGGGAAGAAUUUUUCAUUAAUCUCACUCAAGGUGUUAGAGUUUACUUGAACAAAGAGCCCAUGAAAAAUAUUGAAAAGGCUCGUUCCAAAAACAAUAUACUACUUGUUGCGCACUUGGGACUACAAUUCGCACUUAUGGGAUUAAUUUGGUGGAUUGUAAAAGUAAUUCUAGGAUCAACAUGGACUGCUACUGGGAUGGUUGUACCCAUAACAUAUUUUAUAUUCAGUUUGCUUUAGAACAAAGAAAUAACUUUUCAUUUAUACUAUAAACUCAUAAUUAUUAAUUUCAUUGAACUUCCAUAUAUUAUUUAUAAUAGAAUUUAUUUGCCAUGGGUCAUAGUUUUUAUAAACGGUUUUUCUAUAAAAUAUUAAAUCUUUUUUUUUAUUAAGAAGACGAGUUAUAAAAAGUAGCAAUUUAAAAAUCUAACUUAAACUUUGUUUUUGGAUUCGUUAGUCAAAAAUAAUUAAAAAAAAGAUGCAUUUUAAUAUCGAUAUUAAGAAAAAAAUUUCCUUUCCAUCAAAGCUCAUCUGAAAUGCUGAUUCACAAUUUGUAGUAACUGCAGGAGCUAAUCGAUUGCUAAUUUUUUUAAUUUAUUCAUGUACUUAAAAUUAAAAAAAAAAUAAACAACUUUUCGCAAUAAAUUUAUAUAAUAAU
This is a messenger RNA of Cotesia glomerata, 2121 nucleotides long. Its product is annotated as putative fatty acyl-CoA reductase CG8306. The record is from RefSeq and is a predicted model, not a curated record. The transcript has 8 exons. Lineage: Eukaryota; Metazoa; Arthropoda; Insecta; Hymenoptera; Braconidae. Gene Ontology annotation, cellular component: peroxisome. Gene Ontology annotation, molecular function: alcohol-forming very long-chain fatty acyl-CoA reductase (NADP+) activity. Gene Ontology annotation, biological process: long-chain fatty-acyl-CoA metabolic process. The coding region runs from base 183 to 1703 and encodes 506 amino acids.